UGGUGUUAGGUGGAUGAUUGUCACAUUGGCAAAUAUACCACAUAUAAUUAUUAUCAAAUAUCAGGAUUUGUUAUGAUCACAGUGACUAAUAGAAUGAAGCUAUAUCCAUAUGCAUAUUCCACGGAUCUGACCUUCAGAAGAAAAGCGUAGUGGCGAUGGCAGCACUUUCAGAUGGAGAAAAACACUACUUUAUUAUCGAGUGUCUGGUGAAAGGAAUUUCACCAUUAGUUGUGCGUGAAAUAUUUGACAGAGAAUUUCACCCUGUAUGUUUAAAAAAUUCACUAAGUAAGGAAAGGAAAAAGAUCCAACAGCUGAAAAAUAAAAGAGUUUUGAACCGGACACAAAUGGAUCUGCUUUAUCCAAUAGGGUGCAUCCAGCCUUCGUCAACAACAUUUGAUAUACCAUUGAUGCUUUGUUUGUUGAGGAACUUUACAGAUAUUGGUGUUUAUGAUCACACUCCACGUCCAGAAGAUACGAGUGUUGCAGCUGAUCUCAGCAGAAUAGGGCAUUAUAGAAAUAAAUCUGCUCACCUGAAUGAUUGUUACUUAUCUGUAGAAUCUUUCAAUUUAAUUUGGACCGAUUUGACUGAGGCCAUUAAACGUUUAGGGGGAACCAAUUUGUUAAGAGAAUGUCAUGAAGUGAGACAAAAAAUGGAGAAUUUAGAUGAAAGGAAUUAUAUUUGUGAGAUUUUCAUGGAGAUGCAGAGUAAUAGGAAGGAGAUAUAUAGAUUAAAAGAAAAACACAAAUUGGAAAAAGAUUUAUUAAGAGCAGAAGAAGAGGAAAGAGCUCAAUUGCAGGAGUUAUCCAUGGAUAAAUAUUACAUCCAGAAAAAUAUUAAAAUGAAAAGAAAAUGGAGGGAACAACUUAACAGUGAAAGGUUUAUUGUAUCGACAGCAGCGCUUAAUACCUUUGAAACGAUGCUACAUAAUAGGUUUGUUGCAAUUUCUGGAAUGUCCGGAUCUGGCAAAUCAAGUGUGGCUCAAUUCAUAGGUCUGCGUAUGUCAGAAAGUCAUGGAUAUUUUGUCGUUUCCGAAUGGCCAUCUUCCUUGAGAAAUUUUCCUCCAAUGAACAAUUAUGGAACAACCAGCCCCAAAAUUUUAUAUCUUUAUGACGAUUAUUUUGGAAAAUAUUCGAUCUCAGAUCAUGACCAAUGCGGAUUGAAUUUGAUGUUUGAUGAAAUGAAACAUAUAGCAGCAACUAACCUAAGUUGCAAGUUUUUAAUUACGUGUAGACCAAACACAAUCAAUGUGAGCAAAAUAAAGCACUUUCUUCCAUCUAUUGUAGAGUGUAAUUUGCACUCACCAGAAAUGUCAUUAUCAGGAGAAGAACGUCAGAAGAUCUUCGACUUAUAUAUUCCCGAGGAGGUCAAUGUUUAUCAGAAUAAUGAUCUUUUACUAAGUACAAAACAGCUACCAUUACUUUGUACAUUAUAUAGAAAACAUUUUUAUAACAGUAUACAAGAUUUAUUCUUAAAUAAAUAGUUUUAACCGAUAAAAUUAGUGAAAUGAGAGAGUCAGAGAACCCAUCAUAUAUCUGCCUUGCUCUGUUAUUAGUUGUGGAAGAACUCGAUAUAACAACAUGGAAGAAUGAAUGCAUUCAAUUCGAGGGCUAUACUAUUUUACAGAGCGUCAUAGUCGAGUCAACUUUUAAAACAGCACCGAAAAGUCGUAAGGUAUUACAGGCGGGAUGGGAAUCAAUAGAAGGAAUAUAUGUUAAAAGGGAAGGCAAUAAACUGUUGUUUAUACAUGACAAAAUACAUGACAAUGUUGUAUCGUGUAUCGGGACGAACUUUAUACGAAGUAUAUUAAAACACGCUAAAUAUUCAUUUAUUGAAGACCGAAUAAGACUGGAAUCCUAUAAAUGUGAGGACAGUAGCCCAAGUGCUGUUAUUAUUUUAAAUCAGACUUAUAAUGAACAAUUCUUCGAAAGACUUUUAAAAGAAAUAACGCGUCGAAAUGAAAAAGUGUUUGUACACAUACAAAAUAGACAUCAAGGGUUUAGAAAUGCCUUCAUAGAAUAUCUCAGAAAUCAUUUGACUGAAUUUGUUGUAGGAUAUUUCGAAAUAUCACUUAUCUUAUCGUCUAAAUUGGGUUAUGAAGACUUUGUGUCGUUCAUAGUUGAAAAAUGGAAAGAGCAAUCUAGACCUUCAUUAUUCUUUCAAAGAGAAUCACCAUUUUAUGUAGCAUGUUCAAAGGGACAUAUUAAUAUUGUUAAAAUAUUGGUUGAAUCAUCUGUAGGAAUAGAACAUUUUAGUAGUCAGCCAAUUGAAGUUGCUUGUAUAAAUGGAUACAGUAACAUUGUUGAGUUGCUACUCCGGCAUGAUAUACAUUCAGAUCUUUCCAUUGCCCUUGAAAAUGCAUGUAAAAUUGGUCACAAUGAAAUAGCGAUACUUCUUCUGAAAAAAGGAACAUUUUAUCAUAACGAGCCUUUACGUUAUGCUUGUGAAAAUGGACAUGACGAAAUUGUCAGUAUUUUACUGAGACACAAAUUGCCUGUCAACUAUAAGUAUGGUGAUAUAAAAACAUGUACACCGUUAUACUUUGCUUCAAUGAAAGGACAUCUGAAUAUUGUAAAAUUAUUGAUAAAUUCUGAGGCAAAAGUAAAUGAAUGUCAUAUACGUGUUGCGGAGUGGAACGACCAUGAAGAUAUUGCUGAAUGUUUACGAGGACAUUUGAGUUUACAGAAAGGCAAAAAUUAGAGAGCUGCUCAUUUAAACAGAACAUAUAAACACUGAACAUACAUAGCUCUGUUACUGUCAUUCGCUUAGCUUCAGCUACAUUUGAGGCAUUCUUUGUGGACACUCAGUGUAAUUUUGGACAGAGAG
Mytilus californianus (California mussel) is the source of this 2824-nucleotide messenger RNA. RefSeq lists its product as uncharacterized. The transcript has 5 exons. Lineage: Eukaryota; Metazoa; Mollusca; Bivalvia; Mytilida; Mytilidae. The record is from RefSeq and is a predicted model, not a curated record. The coding region runs from base 156 to 1481 and encodes 441 amino acids.